GGACUUAUGGGUGGAAAGAAAGCUGAGAGAGAGGACAAGUCCCUUCAGCGGUUGAGCAGUGUCUAUCCGGCCGCCUUGCUGUGUACACCUCCGACACCCCUCCCCCCCCCACAUCACGAUUCGAGCACAGAGCGUGCGCCUGCUUUCCACCCGCGAGCACCCCUUCUAACGUUCGGCAAGAUUUCCUUCCUCGAGGACUUAGAUUUGGAGGAGUCAGACAGCGAAGACACGAUGGGAAGCGGAGCGAGCGCCGAAGACAAGAAGUCCAAAGAGCUGGAGAAGCAGCUGCAGCAGGAUGCCGACAAGGACUCCAAGACGGUCAAGCUGCUGCUGCUGGGGGCUGGUGAAUCAGGAAAGAGCACCAUCGUAAAGCAGAUGAAAAUUCUGCAUCAGGGAGGUUACACGAAAGAAGAGCAGAUAGCGUUCAAGGCCGUCAUCUUUGGAAACAUCCUUCAGUCUGCACUGGCCAUCAUCAGAGGAAUGCAGCUGCUGGGCAUUAACUAUGGAUCCUCAUCUGGUUCGGAUGACGGACAGAAGCUGCAGAACCUGGCAGACUCCAUUGAGGAGGGCACCAUGCCUAGUGAGCUGGCAGACGUCAUCAAGAGGCUGUGGAGGGACUCCGGGGUCCAAGCUGCCUUCGACAGGGCUGCGGAGUACCAGCUCAACGACUCUGCUUCUUACUACCUUAAUGAGCUGGACAGGAUCACCCAUUCGGACUAUUUGCCCACUGAACAGGAUGUGCUGCGCUCUCGAGUCAAGACCACCGGUAUCAUCGAGGAGCAGUUCUCCUGCAAGGAGCUCUACUUCAGGAUGUUCGACGUGGGCGGACAGAGGUCCGAGCGGAAGAAGUGGAUCCACUGCUUCGAAGGCGUGACCUGCAUCAUCUUCUGCGGUGCGCUCAGCGCCUACGACAUGGUGCUGGUCGAGGACGACGAAGUGAACCGCAUGCACGAGAGUCUCCAUCUCUUCAACAGCAUCUGCAACCACAGGUUCUUCGCCACCACCUCCAUUGUGCUCUUCCUCAACAAAAAGGACCUCUUCCAGGAGAAGAUCAAGAAGGUCCACCUCAGCAUCUGCUUCCCGGACUACGAUGGUCCCAACACGUACGAAGACGCGAGCACCUACAUCAAGAAGCAGUUUGAGGACCUGAACAUGAAGAAGGGGGUGAAAGAGAUCUACUCCCACAUGACCUGCGCCACAGACACACAGAACGUCCAGAUCGUGUUCAACGCUGUCACGGACAUCAUCAUCAAGGAGAACCUCAAAGACUGCGGUCUGUUCUAAGCGGUGCUACAAACACAGCGCUUCCCUUUCUCCCUCUCUUCCAUACCUGAUCGGUUCAUCGGCUUCCCUUCCAAACUGCUCCGUCAGAACGGCGACCCCCAGAACGUUCCACCUCCCCGCAGCCGUCCGUCUCCAUGACGAGCAGAGGCAAACGCAGGGAUUCGCCUAGUCUGCAACACCACAGCCGCCGCCGCCGCCGCCGUCGUCGUCACCAGAGGUCCCCCAAUUCAGAGGAACACACACUAGUGACGCGCACCAAAUUACAAAAGCAACCAGGUUAACGCGGCAACGCGUCCCGUCGAGAUCAAAGCGUUUGACAGCCGCGCGCGGUACCUGACGCAGGAGCUGUCCGUAGUGAAGGGGAGCGGCUACCUCUAGCGGAACAUUUGCCCUCAUUGAUAAACUGUGCAGAUUCCUUUGUUUGCCAUUCCUAUAUGCAAAAUACUGAACAGAUCAGCAUGACACUUGCAAGCUCUCCUUCCCCCUGCAUUUUAAUGUUUUUAUCUAGUAUCUAGCAUCUCAAACUCUGAAAUCAUAAUUAUGUAUAAAAAAAAGUUUAACGAUUUGUACUGCAGAUACUGUGCAGUACAGUAUCCUUAUUGCAAAAUGAGAUCUUUACUUUGAUGUAAUCAGUCCAUUAAUUUAAGUAUGCAAGGUUAUUACAUUUUAUGUGAGAAGGAAUUCAAAAUACAUAGAAAUGAAUUGUAAUACAUUUCUACAUAAAGAUAGACACAAUUUCUGUAUAUGCUAAAAUAAAUAUUUUAAAUAUUCAAAGAAAGUGAACCUGUAGAGAAUAAUUUUAUUUUGAUGCCUGAAGUCUAUAUCAGUAACUCCAUUCUGACCUGUAAUGUAAAGAUGAGAAAUAAAGACGUGUUAGCUCUUCA
Messenger RNA from Anguilla rostrata (American eel), 2168 nucleotides. RefSeq names its product guanine nucleotide-binding protein G(t) subunit alpha-2-like. Gene Ontology annotation, molecular function: GTPase activity; G protein-coupled receptor binding; G-protein beta/gamma-subunit complex binding. Gene Ontology annotation, cellular component: photoreceptor inner segment; photoreceptor outer segment; heterotrimeric G-protein complex. Gene Ontology annotation, biological process: adenylate cyclase-modulating G protein-coupled receptor signaling pathway; detection of chemical stimulus involved in sensory perception of bitter taste. The record is from RefSeq and is a predicted model, not a curated record. The transcript has 9 exons. Bases 7 to 1284 code for a protein of 425 amino acids. NCBI's taxonomy places the organism in Eukaryota, Metazoa, Chordata, Actinopteri, Anguilliformes, Anguillidae.